This is a messenger RNA of Notothenia coriiceps (black rockcod), 5769 nucleotides long. RefSeq names its product arginine-glutamic acid dipeptide repeats protein-like. Gene Ontology annotation, cellular component: nucleus. Gene Ontology annotation, molecular function: transcription corepressor activity. The transcript is spliced from 13 exons. The record is from RefSeq and is a predicted model, not a curated record. The coding region runs from base 565 to 3600 and encodes 1011 amino acids. Lineage: Eukaryota; Metazoa; Chordata; Actinopteri; Perciformes; Nototheniidae.
GUGCCCCGCUCCUUGAGGACUUUGAUCUGCUUUUUGCUGGAGUUACUUGGUGGAAACGGUUGGCUGAGAUCACUGAGAGACGGGGCUCGCCUCUGGAACAAGAAAAAGCGCUUCAUUAAAGGGUUGAGACAGUUCGGCAAAAACUUCUUCAGGAUCCGGAAAGAGCUGCUGCCCAACAAAGAAACGGGAGAGCUUAUUACCUUCUACUACUAUUGGAAAAAGACCCCCGAAGCGGCCAGUUGUCGAGCCCACCGACGACACCGCCGCCAGCCCGUCUUCCGCCGCAUCAAGACGCGAACAGCCUCUACUCCUGUCAACACUCCCUCACGCCCCCCCUCCAGCGAGUUUUUGGACCUCAGCUCAGCCAGCGAAGAUGACUUUGACAGUGAAGACAGCGAACAGGAGCUGAAGGGCUACGCCUGCCGCCACUGUUUCACUACCACCUCCAAGGACUGGCACCACGGGGGUCGGGAGAACAUCUUGCUUUGCACAGACUGCCGCAUUCACUUCAAGAAGUACGGUGAGCUGCCCCCCAUAGAGAAGCCUGUGGACCCGCCGCCAUUUAUGUUCAAACCUGUCAAAGAGGAAGAAGAUGGACUCAGCGGGAAGCAUAGCAUGAGGACCCGACGGAACCGAGGCUCGAUGUCGACGCUACGUAGUGGUCGUAAGAAGCAGACCAGUCCUGAUGGCAGAGCCUCACCUACCAACGAGGAUUUGCGCUCCAGUGGGCGUACCUCGCCCAGCGCAGCAAGUACCGACAGCACUGACAGCAAGACGGACUCCAUGAAGAAGCCCAGCAAGAAAAUUAAAGAGGAGGCUCCUUCACCUAUGAAGAGCGCCAAGCGGCCGCGAGAGAAAGGAGCCUCAGACACAGAGGAGCCAGACAGGGCCGGCGUUAAAAAGUCCAAGACACAAGAGCUCAGUCGACCAGACUCGCCCUCAGAGUGCGAGGGGGAGGGGGAGGGCGAGAGCUCUGACGGGCGCAGCGUCAACGAGGAGCUCAGUAGCGACCCUAAGGACAUUGACCAGGACAACCGCAGCUCCUCCCCGAGCAUCCCCAGCCCGCGGGACAACGAGAGCGACUCAGACUCGUCCGCCCAGCAGCUCCUGCAGAGCCAGCACCUCCUGCAGAGCCAGCACCCCCCAGUCAUCCAGUGUCAGCCCGGCCCCUCAGCAGCCUCAGCUGCACUGCCUCCACCCACAACCUCAGCCCCCUCACUGCCCCCACAGGCCUCCCCCACAGCGGCCUCCACCUCUCUACCUCCCCUGUCUCUGCCCCAGCCAAGCCCAAUGUCUCUUAUCCAGUCAGGAGCGUCCCUCCACCCUCAAAGGCUUCCCUCUCCACAUUCACCUUUGGCUCCGCCUCCCGGCCCCCCAGGUCCACCUCCGUCAUUACCCAGCUCGCAUCACGGGCCCAUGCCUCCCAUGCCCCAUCCGCUGCAGCCUGGCCCCUCACACAUGCCUCACCCUCACUCCAUGCCCCCUCAGGGCUUCCCUGUGGGUCAGUCUCAGGUCCCACCCCUUCAAAUCCCUGGCCAAUCACAGCAGAGGUCGCACUCGCCUCCCUCUCAGUCCCAGUCAUCCGCUCAGAGUGGAUGCCAGCCUCCCAGAGAGCAGCCCCUUCCCCCCGCCCCUAUGUCCAUGCCUCACAUCAAGCCUCCCCCAACCACACCCAUCCCACAGAUGCCCAACCCACAGUCUCACAAACACCCGCCCCACGCCUCAGCGCCUCCAUUCCCUCAGAUGCCUUCAAACCUGCCUCCACCUCCUGCCCUCAAGCCCCUCAGUUCUUUACCCAUCCACCAUCCUCCAUUAGCACACCCCCCUCCCCUACAGCUCAUGCCUCAGGGGCAACAGCUCCAGCCUCCACCAGCCCAGCCCCCCGUUCUCACUCAGUCCCAGAGCCUGCCCCCAUCAGCCAGCCACCAACCUCCUCAAGCCCCUCCCCUGCCGCCCUCCGCAGCAGCAGCCUCACACCCCAGCGGACCCCCGCAGCCGACCUUUACGUCGCACCCUUUCAAUACAGUUCUACCUCCGUCAGGCCCUCCCCCCACCUCAUCAAACUCUAUGCCUGGCAUACAGCCGCCUUCCUCCUCCGCUCCCUCCUCCAUCUCCAUGCCACUGCCUGCCUCAGUCCCGUGUGCCGGCCCCGGCCCGGUACUCCCACCUGUACACAUCAAAGAGGAGCCUCUGGACGAGAUGGAGGAGCCAGAGAGCCCCCCACCCCCACAGAGAAGCCCCUCCCCAGAGCCUACCAUCGUCAAUGUGCCCAGCCAUGCCAGCCAGUCGGCACGGUUCUACAAGCACCUGGACCGGGGAUACAACUCGUGUGCUAGGACAGAUUACUACUUCACUCCACUGGCUUCAUCGAAACUGGCCAAGAAGCGAGAGGAAGCUCUGGAGAAAGCCAAGAGGGAAGCAGAGCAGAAAGUUAGGGACGAGAAGGAGAGAGAGAGGGAGAGGGAAAAAGAGCGAGAAAGAGAGCGGGAGCGAGAAAAGGAGCAUGAGCGAGCUGUGAAAGCCAGUUCCUCUCAUGAUGGCAGGAUGGGUGACCCUCAUAUGGGCGGCCCUGUUCACAUGCGGCACCAAUACGACGGGCCCCCCACUACGAUCGCAGCUGUGCCUCCGUACAUCGGCCCCGACACUCCUGCCCUGCGUACACUCAGCGAGUACGCCCGACCCCACGUCAUGUCCCCUAACAAUCGAAACCACCCGUUCUUUGUGUCCCUCAACCCCGCAGACCCGCUGCUGGCCUAUCACAUGCCCGGCUUGUACAAUGCUGACCCGGGCAUGCGGGAGCGCGAGCUACGGGAGCGAGAGAUGCGCGAGAGGGAGAUUCGUGAGAGGGAGCUGAGGGAGAGGAUGAAACCUGGUUUCGAGGUUAAGCCUCCAGAGAUGGACUCACUUCACCCUUCCACAAACCCCAUGGAGCACUUUGCCCGGCAUGGAGCCAUCUCGUUGCCCCACAUGGCCGGCCCUCACCAUUUCGCAGCUUUCCAUCCGGGCCUGAACCCAUUAGAGCGUGAGCGACUGGCCCUCGCUGGGCCCCAGCUGCGGCCAGAAAUGAGCUACCCAGAGAGGUUGGCUGCAGAGAGACUCCAUGCCGAGAGGAUGGCCGCAGUGGCCAACGACCCCAUCGCCCGCCUACAGAUGUUCAACGUCACGCCACACCACCACCAGCACUCACAUAUUCACUCACACCUACACCUCCACCAGCAAGACCCUCUUCACCAAGGUGGGGAGUGUUUAGUGUGUCCUCCAGGCUCUGGGGGCCAUCCCCUGGUAGACCCCCUCGGAGGCCCUCACCUGGCUCGCUUCCCUUACCCCCCCGGCGCCAUCCCCAACGCUCUGCUUGGCAACCCGCAUGAACACGAGAUGCUGCGCCACCCAGUCUUCGGUACUCCAUACCCCCGCGAGCUGCCGCCACAGAUGUCCGCAGCCCACCAGCUGCAGGCCAUGCACGCUCAGUCCGCUGAACUCCAGAGGCUGGCCAUGGAGCAGCAGUGGCUACACGGGCACCAUCACAUGCACGGAGGACCCAUGCCUGGCCAGGAGGACUACUACAGUCGGCUGAAAAAGGAGAGUGACAAGCAGCUGUAACCAUCCCGAGAGGCAGCGACUGACAGGUGCAGGACACGGGAAGAUGUUACAGAGUUGUUCAUUCAGUUUUGAAGAACAGAAAAGGCCAAGUGGAUCGUCUGAGAAUUCUUCUGAUAUUGGGUUUUUGUUCCCGUCAAGGACUCCUUAUUUUUCUUUAUUAUAAUUUUUCAAGACAUUUACUUUCUUUGGUAUAUAGCCAGUAGUGACAACGUCAUCAAGACUCCUGCAUGACAAGCUUCCCUGACUUUUUUUUGUAGGUGCUAGAACAAGACACUGUGCUUAUAAACAAAAAAAAGACAAGACCGGUCAGGCCGUUUAUGGAAAAAUAACAAGUGCUAUCUUAAACUCAACAUUUAUUUUAAUACAUUGUUGAAGGUUUUUCAUAAUUUUAAGAAAAGCUACAGCAUGGCGUUUUUGAGUCUGUAUAUAGUAUAUAUAAACAUAUAAUUAUUAUUAUAAUUAUUAUUAUUACUAGGUGUGGACUCCAAACCAAGUCAUUUCAACCUCCGAUAUAAUUGUUUUGAAGCAUUAUCCCUUGUUUCAGAGGGGAGCACCAUGGCAUUAUAUGAGCAGUUCCUGAGAGAGUUGUGGUUCAGUUGUAACGUUCCUCUGACCUCACUGUGUUAGAUUUAGCCACACACACACACACACACACACACACACACACACACAACACACACACACACACACACACACACACACACACACACACACACCAUGAGAACCAUAUACCUGUCACACACACAUCCAUUCAUCAUACACCUUCAACACACCACAGGUUGUCACAAUGUGUAAACUCAACAUGUUGAGUUAAUCAUUUGAAAGACUUGAAGAGGUGACACAGAGUCACCGAGGUUUCUGUGGAGUGCACACGGAAGCCAUGGAUUUGGAAUGGAAGAAAGAGUUUGCACUGAGAGAAUUUCCUUAAGCUCCACUCAAUUGGUUUUUAUUCUUUUCGCCUUAACUCAAUAACAGAGUCCAGACAUUGGAGUAAUAUUUCAUUUUUUUUUUUUUUUUUUUUUUUCAGAGAUUUUAAUUGUGGACUCCAGAGACAUAUUUGGCUGAGCUGAAGACAUUUUAAAAUGCUUCCAGUUUUUUAAAUGACCAGGACCUGAGUUGUAUCUUUGUUCAUUGUAUCAGGAGGCUAACAUGACUUCAGGAUUGUUUUAAAUGUGUGAAUGGUUUGUGAGUCGGUGCUAUUUGUGUUGUUGACUUCCCCUUUUUCUUCACCUGGUCCGGUCACCCAUGUUCGAUGCAGGGCUCGUGUCUGACUGAGAAUCCUCCAGCUAGGCUGUAAUAAUGUUCACUGUGACACUAGAGGAGGGGCCUGCCGACACGAGACCACCAGGAGCUAGAGGGUCAUGAUUGUGUGCGAGCGUGUGUGUUUUCCUCACAAUGUUUCCGUAUGCCUUGUUUCCUUAGGGAUACACACACACUCCUGGGCCUCGGUGUGUGUGAUUGUGUGUGCCACUGACUGUUACAAGUUGUGUUGACCUGUCAUACCAGUGCACAUGAGCUCAAGUAUUUUAGUUUUGCUGUAGCCAUGAAAGAAGUUCUGGUUUUGUUUCAUGCACUAAGACUGUUUGACCGUCAUGGACAUUUAAAAAACUGUGGCUUUUUUUUUUUUUUUACCAAAUGAAGAAACUGUACUUUUAAAGUGACCAUAUCUUCCCCUUGGAGCACUAUCAUUUACAUUUAAAUGCUUGCAAAUGUCAUCAAACUCACACCCCCUUUUUACAAAUCCGAAAAGUCUUUGAAGCUCCGACAAGAAACCCGUCUCUUUGUCUUGUCAUCUCCCACCGAUCUACAUCUCUCAUCAUCAUCAUCAUUAUCAUCAUCUUUGCCUCGUUUUCCUGACGAUUCCCUUGCCUUUUACUCCCUCUUUUUGUGUCUCCAAAACCUUUGAUGUUAAGUGUUGUCAAUGGUUUAGCUUCUUGUUUCAAAGCGGCAAUAGCAGAAUGUAAAUUCUGACUGCUAAGAUUUAUAUAUAUACUGGUAUCUUGAAGCUUAUUGUAUAUAUGAGUAGUCGCCAUGGGAUGACACAAUGUAAACAAAAAGUAGAAAUAAUAAGAAAAAUUGUGAGUCCUGUGUUCUCUCCAUUUGAGUAUUUUGUAAUUUUUUUGAAAAAUUUGUGGAAUUAAAAUAAACGACUAAGUUACACCACAGGAA